AUGGGAGGUCUGCUGCCAAGUGUUCUGAUUGGCUGGUGUGUGAGGGUCAUUGCCAGGGGUCAGAGAUCAGUGGUCACAGUGGAGUCCAAGGAUGAGGUUUCUACUAAUCACUUUGAAUGGAGUACAUGGUUCAAUGUGGAUCACCCUGGGGGUCAAGGGGACUAUGAGCACCUGGAUGCAAUCCGCUUCUACUACCCCGAGCGUGUGUGUGAUAGGCCCAGGGCCCUGGAGGCCCGCACCACUGAGUGGAUCCCAGCCCACAGCACCGGGGAGAGGGUGCACAUUGACCCUGCAGUGGGUGUCUGGUGCGCAAAUGCAGAGCAGCCUUUUGGUCACAACUGCUCCAACUACGCCGUCCGAUUCCUGUGUCCCAAAGAAUCCCCAGUUCGGGAUGGAUGGGGUCCCUGGUCAGACUGGAGCCAGUGCUCUGCCCUGUGCGGUCAGGCGGCUAUGCAAGUGCGGUCCAGGAGCUGCAAUCUACGCGCACCCCAGAGGGAGAAGCAGUGUAUAGGCUCAACGGUAGAAAGCAGGACAUGCAAGGGACCUCCCUGCCCAGUGUGCACCUUGCAGUGUGCAAUGGGCAAGGUGAAUGCAGAGUGCGACACCUGCAUGUGUGAGAAUCAUAUCUUGCUGGGCUCCGUCCGAAGUGCUGGAGGACUCCCUGCUCCUGGGGCUGCCCUCCUCCUGUCAGGACCCACGCCUAAACUCCUCACCCUCGCUGACCACAAUGGCCACUUCCGCAUCCCUGGCAUCUGCCCUGAUGGCAACACCACCCUGACUGUUAGGCUGCAGAAGCAUGCCCCCCUCGCUGUGGUCGUGCCCCAAAGCACCAAACGUACCUCCGUCCUCCAUUUGAGACUGAACAGAGCAGACAGACUGCAUGUGCUGAAGAGCCCUGAGCAUAAGGUUCGUAGAGAAGGCCAGACGGUCGCCCUCUGCUGCAAAGUGGGUGGUACGCCUGAACCUGACCAAUACCAGUGGUUUCACAAUGGCAGUCUGCUGGACAGGAAGCAGUUGAAGUAUGACAGCACACUAGUGUUGAGGAAUCUGCGCAAGGAGCAGGCAGGAGAGUACUACUGCAGAGCAAGCAAUGAAAACGGAGCCAUCAAGUCUAAGCCGGCUCUCCUCACAAUUAUAGGUCACAAGGAACCUUCAUGCAACCCUAAACCGGACUCCCACCUGAUCCGCCUGCCUCAUGACUGCUACCAGAACAAGACCAGUUCUUUUUACUAUGAUGUCGGGAAGUGCCCCAUGGGGACAUGUGCAGGACAACUAGACAAGGGGAUCCGCUGCAAGGACUCCAUAGCAUACUGCUGUGGUGUCACCAAGAUGGAGGAGAGACAGAUAUUCUGCCAAGGUUACCAGCUGCCGAUCAUGGCGGUCACCCAGUGUGGCUGCCAGAAGUGUGUGGACAGCAAGGCCACAGUCCGUGGAAGAGUAAUGGCGGCAGACAAUGGUGAGCCAAUGAGGUUUGGGCACAUCUUCAUGAAUGGCGCGAGAGUCAGUCGCACAGGAUACACGGGCCUGUUUUCCAUCCAGGUGCCUCUGGACACAGAGAGGCUGGUGUUGACUUUCGUGGACCACAUGCAGAAGUUUGUGAACACCACCAAGGUUCUGCCUUUCAACAAAAAGGGGGGAUCUGUGUAUCAUGAGAUCAAGCUGCUGAGGAAGAAGGCACCAGUGACCCUGCGCUCAUCAGAGACCAACAUGCUCCAGCUAGGAGAGGUGGAGGGGCAGGACCCUAUAGCUGAGAUUCAGAUCCCACCCAAUGCCUUCUACCGGCAGAAUGGAGAGAUGUUCGUGGGGGAUGUAAAAGCCAGUGUCACUUUCCUGGACCCUAGAGAUGUCUCCACAGCAGCUGCUGCCCAGAGUGACCUCAACUUCAUUGGCGAAGAAGGUGACAUGCUGCCCCUGAGAACCUAUGGCAUGUUUUCUGUAGACUUCUGGGAUGACGAGCGGGGUGAACCUCUGAAUGCAGGUGAGGUCAAGGUGCUCCUAGAUUCGGCCCAGGUGAAGAUGCCGGAGCACUUGAGCACCAUGAAGCUAUGGUCGUUGAAUCCAGAGACGGGUCUGUGGGAGGAGGAGGGUCCUUUCCAAGCAGAAAAAAAACACAGAGGAAAACGGGAAGAGAGGACCUUCCUCAUCGGGAACAUGGAGAUCAGGGAAAGGAGGCUGUUCAACCUGGAUGUCCCGGAGAACAGGAGGUGCUACAUGAAAGUGCGGGCCUUCCGUAGUGACCGCUUCAUGCCCAGCGAGCAAGUUGAGGGAGUGGUGGUAAGCUUGAUCAACAUGGAGCCCUCUGCGGGCUACUCCUCCAACCCCCGAAGCUGGGGCCGAUUUGACAGCGUCAUCACAGGUCCCAAUGGUGCCUGCCUGCCAGCCUUCUGUGAUGACCAGAAGGCAGAUGCAUACACAGCCUACGUCAUGGCUAACUUGGGUGGAGAGGAGCUAGAGGCAGUUGCAUCCUCCCCUAACCUCAAUCCCAAUGCCAUUGGAGUCCCCCAGCCCUACCUGAGCAAGUUCAACUACAGGCGAACUGAUCAUGAAGACCCUAAAGUGAAAAAGACAGCCUUUCAUGUGAACUUGGCUAAGCCCAGCCCUAAUGUGGCUGAAGAGGGCAAUGGCCCCAUGUACUCAUUUGACAAUCUGAAGGAGUGCGAGGAGGCCCGCUUCAGCGCAGGACACUUCCGUUUCUACAGGGUAGAAGGAGACUGGUAUGAUUACAACACUGUGCCUUUCAAUGAGGACGACCCCAUGAGCUGGACAGAGGACUACCUGAGCUGGUGGCCGAAGCCCAUGGAGUACCGAGCCUGCUACAUCAAGGUCAAGAUCAACGGCCCCGAUGAGAUCAAUGUACGCUCCAGCAACAUGGGCGGCACCCACCCAAAAACUGUGGGCCAACUGUACGGCAUCCGAGACACGCGCAGCAUCCGUGACAAGGACCAGCCCAGCAUCUCGACCGUGUGUCUGGAGUUCAAGUGUGGCGGGAUGCUCUACGACCAAGACCGCGUUGAUCGCACUUUGGUGAAGGUGAUCCCCCAGGGCAGCUGCAAACGUGACAGUGUGGGACCCAUGCUGCAGGAGUACCUAGUCAACCACCUACCCCUAGCCGUCAACAAUGACACCAGUGAGUUCACCAUGCUGGCACCACUCGACCCUUUGGGCCACAACUACGGGAUCUACACGGUAACAGACCAGGAUCCUCGCACAGCCAAGGAGAUUGCGCUGGGGCGCUGCUUCGACGGCACCUCUGACGGCACCUCUCGUGUGAUGAAGAGCAACGAGGGAGUGGCGCUCACCUUCACCUGCGCCGACCGGGAGGUGACCCGACAGAGCGUCUUCCAGGCCCUGCAGAACUCCCCGGGACAGUCUCCGGUCAGUGUUGUGAGGGAGGGCAGGCGCAGCAGGAGGCAAAGAGGGAGUGCAGCUGGUGCCCGCAGUAAUCGCAGACGCAGCACUCGAAACCCUCUCCCCACGCGUAACAGAGCAGCAGGCUGAAUCACCAGGAUGAAUCCCAAGGCCCAGUUCCUAGUCCAAAUCCCCAGGCUAAGCACCAAGGUCAGCAGCUCCUUAGCCGAGUCCCCAGGCCCCAGUUCAGCAGAAAAGCUCACACAAAAGGAAACACAUUCACA
Messenger RNA from Megalops cyprinoides (Indo-Pacific tarpon), 3632 nucleotides. Its product is annotated as cartilage intermediate layer protein 1-like. The coding region runs from base 1 to 3498 and encodes 1165 amino acids. NCBI's taxonomy places the organism in Eukaryota, Metazoa, Chordata, Actinopteri, Elopiformes, Megalopidae. The transcript has 8 exons. The record is from RefSeq and is a predicted model, not a curated record.